Echinostoma caproni is the source of this 450-nucleotide messenger RNA. NCBI's taxonomy places the organism in Eukaryota, Metazoa, Platyhelminthes, Trematoda, Plagiorchiida, Echinostomatidae. The record is from the annotation of a GenBank genome assembly.
AUGUAUUCAAGUGUGCUUCAACCAUUGGAUAACAACCCGACCACAUUUGUUGUGGUGUGGAAUUUCGAUGCGUUUGUGCCUACCAGAAAAUUAAAUUCCGAUCUUUUGGAUGUGGUUCUCUAUACGGAUCCAGAAUUAGGAAAUGUUAUCGUAUAUGUACCUGUUUAUCCACUCUGUUCUCUCGCCGAUGUGAAUAUGAUUGCAGAUAAUUCACCGAGAAUAAGCGGACAUGCGGUGCUUCCUCUAGCUCCGACCAGCGAAUGUUGUGCGCAAAGUCAGCAUGUGGUCCUGGUCGAUUGUCACUUUGGAUUGUCUAAUUCCUCGAUCAGCAUGGCGGACGGGGUACGCUCUCGACUGUCUCCCGGAAAGUCCGGUCAAACCAAUGUGAAAUUCAUGCUCACAUUGAAAGUGAGUCCAUUCGGUGUCAGUUUUCCUCGUAAACCUUACUGA